AUGGACACGUCAGAGUAUAAUUUCAAAAUACAACAACUUUUAUCGGACGUAAGUACAUACAAAAAGGUCAAAAUAGACCCUACAACUAAUACACUCAAAACAACUACUGAUUUAAUAAAGAAAUACUCCGAAAAAUUAAAUCUUGACGUGAAUUCGACAAUACCAUCAUGUGCCAAACCACCGAGGUUGUAUGGGUUACCGAAAAUACACAAACCAAACGCUCCACUACGUCCUAUAGUAAGCCAGAUCGAUUCACCAACUUAUAAGUUGGCUCAACACUUGGCGAAAAUACUGUCACCACUAAGAGGACAUACCAGAGCACACACAAAGGAUUCAUACCAAUUUGUUAGUGAGAUUAAAGACCUACAUCUCGCUGACAAUGAAACUAUGGUCAGUUUUGAUGUUCAGUCACUAUUCACAUGCCUACCUAUUGAAGACUGCAUCUCCAUUGUUACUAGAAAGCUAGAAGAUAACAACAUGCCUACAGAAUAUGCAGUAUUACUCAAACACUGCCUCACAUCUGGCUAUUUAUUGUGGAAAGAAGAGUUCUACAUGCAAGUAGAUGGAGUGGCAAUGGGCUCACCUGUAUCUCCCGUAGUCGCCGACAUAUUCAUGGAGGACUUUGAGGAGAAAGCCCUUCUUACUGCUCCUGUAAAUCCAAGAUUCUACAAGCGGUACGUAGACGAUACUUUCACAAUUUUACCAUCUGACAAAGUAACUGCAUUUUUAAACCACCUUAAUUCCAUAAACCCUAAAAUACAAUUCACAAUGGAGUUAGAGGCAAACAAUACUUUAGCUUUUCUAGAUGUUUUAGUCAUCCGAAAUCCUGAUAACACUAUUGGUCAUACUGUGUACAGAAAAAAUACCCAUACCAACCGAUAUUUAAAUGGUGAAUCUCACCAUCAUCCUUCACAGUUAGCUACCGUGGGAAAAUCUUUGUUUCAGAGAGCACGAGGGAUCUGUGACAGAAAACAUCUGGCCGCCGAGCUUCAGCACGUCGAGCAAGUACUGCAAGACAACAAGCUUCGGGUCCCGCGCCUACGUCACAGUGACCGAGUGAAGCCAGCCACAGUCGAGCGUGUGCCUGCUGUUCUACCCUAUGUCAGAGGAGUCACAGACAAGGUUGGCUACAUCUUGAAGCGAGCUUCCAUUAAAACGUACUUCAAGCCGCUGAAGAAGAUUGGUCAAUUUUUACCAUCCGUCAAGUGUCAUAUCCCUCUACAAGAUGCAGGAGUGUACAAGCUGGAUUGUGAAUGUGGUCUCUCGUAUAUAGGACAAACAAAAAGAUCUAUUAAAACCCGCGUUAAAGAACAUAUAGCUGACGUGAAGCACCGACGUAUCGGGAAGUCUGCAGUUUGUGAACAUGUUCAGGAUCGUCCCCGUCAUUACAUUAGAUUUGAUAGACCACAAAUCCUCGCAAAAGAACACCGAUUCCUCCCAAGGAUGAUUCGCGAGGCUAUUGAAAUUAAAAAACAUCCUAAUUUCAAUAGAGAAGAUGGAUGGGUGCUGCCAUCUGCUUGGGAUCCCAUAAUUAAUAAAAUCAAAUCCAAACCCAAGUAUACCACUGCUAGACUUCAAGAUACUGUAAGCUCAUUCUGCGUAAAUCGAACCAAAAAUUAA
Molecule: messenger RNA, 1620 nt
Organism: Parnassius mnemosyne (clouded apollo)
Lineage: Eukaryota; Metazoa; Arthropoda; Insecta; Lepidoptera; Papilionidae
Source: the annotation of a GenBank genome assembly